Molecule: messenger RNA, 2106 nt
Organism: Postia placenta MAD-698-R-SB12
Lineage: Eukaryota; Fungi; Basidiomycota; Agaricomycetes; Polyporales; Adustoporiaceae
Exons: 4
Coding region: 86-1708 (540 amino acids)
Cellular component (GO): nucleus; cytoplasm
Molecular function (GO): mRNA binding
Source: RefSeq, a predicted model, not a curated record
AUCUUCGACCGCUAUUUCGACUUUACGAGUGCUUUCACGACCCCUUUCCCUCACCAUCCUUGCCAGCAAUCGCUAGUUUUGCGCUAUGACCAGCUCACCGUCGACCCCGGACAUCUCCACCUUGUCGCUCACUUCCCAGCCCUCCCAGCAACGUCUUCACGAUACUUACGACUAUGAAGGCGGCGGCAAUGGCAAAAGUCCCUACCACUAUCAAACCUCUCCGCCUAUCCCAGCCCAGUCCCAGUACAACCCACUCGGGGGCCUGGGCCAGUCCCCGCUCAAGAGCAGGCCAGUCCUGCGCGGUGGUCUUCCAUCCCAAUGGCUCGACAAUGGCGCGAACAUGACGGAUAACCGCUCUCUGUCCCCUAACAACAAUUCUGACCUGUCCUCUUCCGGGGGAUCUCCGCCCCCCGUGGGUAACAUGAUAGCCCCACCUAUCACGCCUGGCACGCCGAUUCAAGGUGGAGACGACGAGAUAAUCCCCACAGCCAUAGUCAUCAAGAACAUACCGUUCAAUGUAAAGCGCGAGACGCUCCUGGACAUUAUCGCAUCGUUGUCGAUCCCGACGCCGUACGCGUUCAACUAUCAUCUGGACCAGUCGGGCCAAUUCAGAGGACUUGCAUUUGCCAACUUCCGACAACCGGCGGAUGCAGAUGCUGUGGUAGCUGCGUUGAACGGGUUCGACGUACAGGGCCGAAAGUUGCGGGUGGAAUAUAAGAAGGUGCUGCAAGCCGGUGAGAAAGAGCGGAUCGAGCGCGAGAAAGCGAUUCGGCGCAUGAAGUCGAUGCAGCUGGAAAAGGAGCAGGCCAUGGCACAUCAAGUCGGCUCACCCUACGACGAGUUCGGGCAGAUGAUACCCCCGCCGCCGUUUACGCCGCAACGAUCGUUCUCCGCGUCAAGCGUGUACCAGAACCAGGUGGGGACGCCAUUCUCGCCGGCAUCACAGAUGGCGCCGCCGAUGCCGACCCCGCCCCCAUUCAACAUGGCAACCCCGCCGCUGCCGCCCGCGACGCCUGGUGGGCUCAAAUCGCCGUCGACAGAGCUCGAUCUGAACGACCCGUCGACGCUGGAGAUCUACUCGCGCAUCCUGCUCUUCAAGGACGACCGCAUGCGGGACGAGCUCGCGUUCUCGCGCACGCUAUCGCCGAAGCAGCGUCGCGUGGUACAUCUCGUCGCACAAAAGUUGGGCGUGUACCACUACUCGGUCGGCGAAGGAGAAGAGAGAUAUGCGGUUGUGACACGCAUUGACCCCAAUCCAGGACAGGGCCCGCGCCAGACACUCACGCGUGCGCCGUCUUCGUAUCUUUCUCCCACAUCACCGCAGCUCCCGAACUCCUUGCGCGUGAAGAAGUCCAUGCCGGACAUGAAGUCGCUACAGUCGCAGACGCCGCGUCUCACGACCCGCGCGUCAAACGGAAACAUUCGCGAGGGCUAUGCUACUAUUGCCUCUCCGUCUCGUCGCUCUCCUGGUGGUUUUGCUGCCUUAUUCGCCAAUGGUGGCGGGUUUGGCAAUGGCGUGCCCCCUGUCCCCAGCCUCCCUACCAACCUCAUCGGCGGUGGCGGCGGCGGCAUGGACAGCCCCACUGGAGUUGUGAGACAGCCUCGCGGACCGGGCAACGGGGGCUUCGAGUCCCGGCGCGAGAGGCGCGAGAGCCAGACUCAGCGAGGCGGCUUUGAGGCCCGCUCUCACGAACCCCUGGAAAUUUGAAGACAAGGAACAAGCAUAUUAUCGAUACUUUUGUGCAAGACCAAGGGGGACGGACUGUGCUGCUCUCGUUUUAUCUGGUAUCAUGAUACACUCGUCACUCGUUUCUUCCCAUGCAGUUUCGUCUUCCUUCCGUCCCUUUCCAGCCCAUUUCAAGACCUGACAUAAUUGGCCCCUUUACGCCUCUCCCAUAAUCGCGCCAGUGACCUCUCCGUGCUGUGCACUGCUGGCCUACGCUGCCGUAUGCCCCCCAUUGCCCUACUUACAUCCCUGUCAUGGUCCCAUAUCGUUCAUAGUUCUGCACUUUGCUUGAAUUCCCGUAUCUGCCUUUUUUGAAGUAUCCUACGCCUGGUUGUACGUUGAGCACAGAUUUAGAACAAGCGAAGGCUGUAUAUAUUGGA